Leptinotarsa decemlineata (Colorado potato beetle) is the source of this 420-nucleotide messenger RNA. RefSeq names its product Formin homology 2 domain containing (gene Fhos). Gene Ontology annotation, molecular function: actin filament binding. Gene Ontology annotation, cellular component: cytoplasm; cytoskeleton. The record is from RefSeq and is a predicted model, not a curated record. Lineage: Eukaryota; Metazoa; Arthropoda; Insecta; Coleoptera; Chrysomelidae. Gene Ontology annotation, biological process: cortical actin cytoskeleton organization.
UAUUUUUUGGAGCUUCAUAGAACCAACUAAAGAUGUAACAAGAAUAAAAUAUCGUCACUACCGGUGAAAAAUGUUACAACGAGAUGGACUAAGAUUGUGUGCCCAUUCCACCACUAAUUGUGUUGCGUGUUUGAAUAAAAAUAAAAUGACUUUGACAUGCCGUGUACAAUAUCUGAAUGACAUCGAUCCAUUCACUUACACUACCACCUUUCCGGAUCCAGCAAGACCUCCAAUUCACACGUUCAGCACCACGUUGCCUCUCAUCGAUCAGUUAGCUGCUAUUCACCGGCUGCUCAAGUCUCCACAUAGGCUGGAUGAUGCCACAUUGCAGCUAUACAGAGAUGGAGAUUAUGGCUCUUACCUUGACCUAGAGGCGUCUAUUAGUGAACAACAAGAGGAGUUUGAAGGCUUUCAAUUAAA